This is a messenger RNA of Linum tenue, 1914 nucleotides long. The record is from the annotation of a GenBank genome assembly. NCBI's taxonomy places the organism in Eukaryota, Viridiplantae, Streptophyta, Magnoliopsida, Malpighiales, Linaceae.
AUGAACAGAGCUUCAACAAAACUCAUCAGAAAGGCAGCACCUUUCUCCUCCGAUGUACCUUCCAUAACCCCUAUUCCCCCCUUCUCUUCUUCUUCUUCUUCUUCCUCCUUGCAACAUAUUCCUCCGCCAAGCUCCAAACCCCUCGCGAACCCACUCUACACCUUCCUCCCGCAAACCCAAAACCCCAACGAAAUAGUCAAUAUCAUCUCUUCCUCUCUCAAGCAACCCAAUGGCGAUCUCUGUCUUCUCCAAGCCCAGAUCAACCACCUCCUCCCUCACCUGGGUCCCGCCGAAAUCUCGAGGGUUCUGCUGCGAUGUCAGUCCGAUUCAGUUUCAGCUCUAUCCUUCUUCAAUUGGGUGAAAAACGAUUUGGGUCUCAGCCCCACUCCCCGGAAUUACUGCCUCAUCGUCCACAUCUUGGCCUGGUCUAAGGAAUUCAAACCGGCCAUGAAACUCCUGACCGAAUUGAUUCAGUCGGUUGAAGAGCUUUCAUCUGGUGAAGAUGUUUUCCAGAGCUUGGUGCUUCACUCGGAAGAUUGCAAUUGGGACCCUGUGGUUUUCGAUAUGCUGGUCAAGGCCCAUGUGAAAUUGGGCGGAGUGAAAGAAGGUUUCAUUGCGUUUAUGAAGGCUAUUGAAGCUGGCUUUGUUCCCACUGUGAGUUCAUGUAAUUGCCUCUUGAAUGGACUUCUGAAAUCGAAUCUCACUGCUCAAUGUUGGGAUGUUUAUGACGAAAUGGGGAGAACUGGGAUCCGCCCAAAUGAGUUCACUUUCAAUAUCUUGACUCAUGCAUUCUGCAGGAAUGGAGACGUUAGUAAAGUCAAUGAAUUCCUUGAGAAAAUGGAGGAGGAAGGGUUUGAGCCAGACAUUGUAACAUAUAACACUUUGAUUAGUAGUUAUUGUAGGAAGGGGAAGUUGGCUGAUGCUUAUUACCUGUAUAAGAUCAUGUACAAAAGAGGCGUGAUGCCAGAUUUGGUUUCGUAUACUUCAUUGAUGAAUGGUCUUUGUAGAGAAGGGAAGAUGAAGGAUGCUCAUCAGUUCUUCCACAGAAUGGUUCACCGGGGGUUGAACCCGGAUGUAGUGGCUUAUAACACUCUGAUUUCGGGUUACUGUAGGGAAGGAAGGGUUCAAGAGGCUAAGGCAUUGAUGUAUCAGAUGAUAGGGAAUGGGAUCUGUCCCGAUAGUUUUACUUCCCGGGUUUUGAUCCUAGCAUAUGGGAAGAAAGAAGGUGGUAGGUUGAUUUCAGCUCUGAAUUUGGCCGUGGAGGUUGAGAGACUGGGUGUUCCGGUUUCAUGGGAUGUUUAUGAUUAUCUAGUAGUUCGUCUGUGUGAAGAAGAAAAACCAUUUGCAGCCAAGAGUCUUGUGGAAAGGAAGGCUCGCGACGGUUAUGAACCCGACAUGCUAGUUUACGAAAAGCUCAUUGUCUCUCUCUGCAAAGUUGAUUGUUUGGUUGAUGCAUUGUUUAUGAAAUGCGAGAUCCUUUGUAGGGAAGGGAAACUGGGUGUUGAGACAUACAAAGCUCUCAUCUUUAGCUUGUGUAGAACAGGCAGAAGUGCAGAAGCUGAAUCUUUGGUCGACGAGAUGGUUCUAGAUGGGAUAGUUUUGGAUUUAGAAAUAUGCAGAGCUUUGAUAUUCGGGUACUGCAAAGAACGGGAUGUGGGCAAAGCACAAGCAUUGUUGGAAUCAUUUGCUAUGGGAGUUGGCAUCUUCGACAAUGAGAGUUACCAUGAAGUUGCUAGGGUUCUGUCCGAAGAAGGUGGUGAUAUGAUGAAGCUGCAACAGAGGAUGUCGAAGGUAGGCUAUAAACCCAGUAGCUUGACUUUCAUGUACACGAUCCAGGCUAUGACAAAGAAUUCCAAGCGAGUAAGCAAAGAGAGAGAAACUUGUUCUCCAUCAUUGAUCUGCUUAGAAGCCUAG